GGAGGUACUUGCAUGGUGGGGGCUCCCUUUUUUUUUAAUGAUGCACGGGGCAGAUAUGGUAUAAAUACCCACAUCAUUGUACUGGAAGGCAGCAUAUCCUCAGUUGUGCUCCCACCCUAAGGAUAUACAGCAGCACCAGAGGCUCACUGGUGCAGAAGAGAUUGUUUCCCCCUUUGGAUGCCGGCUUGACCUUGCAUAAUGGACUUACGAGUUGCUAGCAUCCUGCUCCUGGUGGUGACUUUGACAGCCGCCCAUGGAGAGCGCUAUGUGGUGAAGAAGAUGGUGAAGGCUGCCCCCCAGUACCAGCCCUACUCUGUCAAGAGCCAAGCUGUGGCAGGUGAGCCUGGUCCUCCAGGUGAGCCUGGUCCCGAGGGACCUGUUGGCCCUCCUGGACCCCCAGGUGAAAGUAUUGAAGGUCUGCCUGGACCCCAAGGACCUCCUGGAGCUCCUGGUGCUCCUGGUCGCUCCAUUUCUGGAAAACCCGGAUCCCCUGGUGGACCUGGCAAACCUGGAAACAACGGAGCACCUGGUGAGAGGGGUGACCCUGGACCCUCUGGAGCUCAGGGACCUAGGGGAGCCCCUGGUUCCCCUGGAAGCCCUGGACCUGCCGGCCUCUCUGCCAGUGGCAAGCCUGGACCUUCUGGUCUUCCUGGAGCUAUGGGACCAAGAGGAGAGCCUGGUCUGAAAGGGCAUCCAGGUAUCCCUGGCCUGCCAGGUCAAAAGGGUGAUAGAGGGGUGGGAGCUCCCGGACCUCAGGGUGAGACAGGACCUGAGGGACCUAUGGGUGCACCUGGUGAGCCAGGUGCAUCUGCAGUUGGAAAGCCAGGAAGACAGGGUGCACCUGGUGAGCCAGGAAAGUCAGGUAGCCCAGGUAGAGAUGGUGCCUCUGGCCCAAUGGGACCACAGGGACCUAAGGGACACACUGGUGCUCCAGGUGUAGGUUACGCAGGUAAGCCAGGUGAGAACGGUGCUCCAGGUUUGCCCGGCCCAGUUGGACCUAAAGGCCACCAAGGAAUUGCUGGUGCCACUGGUGCCCCUGGAGUGCCCGGAUAUGGAAAGCCAGGUACAAAUGGACAGAAGGGAGAGAGGGGAGCUACAGGUAGCCCAGGUGCUCCAGGUUCAAAGGGUGAUAUUGGUCAUACUGGAUACACUGGUGCUACAGGUGCAACUGGCCCUACUGGUUCUGCUGGACCACAGGGUGAGAGAGGUUCACCAGGUGAGCCCGGUUCUGUAGGCCCUAAGGGUGACACAGGUGCAACUGGAGCUCAGGGACCUAAGGGAAAUAAGGGAGAUCAGGGAGCACAGGGUUUCCAGGGCAAGCAGGGUUACCCAGGUGCAGCUGGCUCUCCAGGAUCAAGAGGUGCCACUGGUGCCGCCGGAAACAAAGGUGAUGUUGGUGCUCCUGGUAUUCCAGGUUCCCCCGGUAUUCCCGGACCUGCUGGACCCAAAGGUCUUCCAGGUCGCGUAGGUGAACCAGGCUCUCCUGGUUCCGAUGGUUCUUCAGGUGAGAGGGGCCCUGCUGGUCCUCAAGGUCCCGCCGGUACUCCUGGCCACAAAGGACACCCAGGUCUUCCUGGUCCUCCUGGUCCUUCUGGUUUGACUGCUAAGGGUAUCCCUGGACCUCAGGGCCCCCCUGGUCUGCCUGGUGAGCCUGGUUCCAAUGGAGAGGCUGGCCCAGCUGGCCCUCCUGGUCCUCCAGGUCCCCCUGGUGAGGUUAUGUUUGAGAAGGGCAAGGGAUAUAGCGAGGUCAUGGUUAAGGCACCAAUGUCUGCUUUCACAGCAUCUCUGGCCACGCCCUACCCUGCUGCUGGAACCCCUAUUAAAUUUGACCAAAUUGUCUACAACGCUGAGAAUCACUAUGAUCCUGAGUCUGGCAUUUUCACUUGCCAGAUUCCUGGAGUUUACUACUUCUCCUACAGCAUCCAUGUUAAUGGUGCUCAUGCCCUGGUUGCCCUGUACAAGAACGGUCAGCCCGUUAUGUUCACUUAUGAUGAGUACAACAAGGGCUUCCUGGACCAGAUGUCCGGAAGUGCCGUCCUCCUGCUCGACGAGCAAGACACAGUCUACAUCCAGAUCCCUGACGAUGAGGCAAAUGGUGUCUUUGCUGCCGAGAAUGUCCACUGCUCUUUCUCUGGCUUCCUUAUUGCCUCAACGUGAUACGUUGAUACAGUAGUUCCUAAAAGCCAACCAACUAAAUCUGCAAUCUAUUUCUCAAACUAAAGUAAACUCCCUGUUCAUUUUUCCUCAGCCAGAUAGACAGGCAGUUCACCAUUCUUUGAGGAAUAGAAGCAUCUCGACUUGAAAAAAAAAACAAAACAAGAAAAAUAGGUGCUUAGAAGAAGGAAAACUAAUUUAUAAAAAAGGUGAUCAGGGGCGGGGGAAGCAAUCCAAGUUACCAGUGAGCUUUUGUAAUGGCGACAGCAUGUGAAAUUGAGGCGUUAUAACUGAGUUGUGUCCAGACUGUUAUUCUUUUUCCACUCUGUUUCUUUUAUACUGACUUCAACUGGUGAGUCUUAACUCUUAAGUGUUUGUCUGUUUUUUUUUUUUGUUUUUGUGUACAACCUUGUUUUGUUUGGAUUACCAAUUAUCUUAUUAAAAGUACACACAAAUACUUUUCCGUUCAACGUGUUUUAACUGAUGUCCUUGUAUGUGACUUGAAUAUUGUGAAAUGGUAACGGUCAAAUUGACCGUUAUGAUGAAAUUAAAUCACUCGAUACUGUCAUACAAAAACCAAACUGUUUAACAGCAGCAUCAUUAUAUCCCUGAACAUGCAUUAUGUCAUGUAAAGCAUAAUGAUCAAAAUAAAAGAUUUCUUAACAAAA
This is a messenger RNA of Cynoglossus semilaevis (tongue sole), 2822 nucleotides long. RefSeq names its product collagen, type X, alpha 1a (gene col10a1a). Gene Ontology annotation, molecular function: protein binding. Lineage: Eukaryota; Metazoa; Chordata; Actinopteri; Pleuronectiformes; Cynoglossidae. The transcript is spliced from 4 exons. The record is from RefSeq and is a predicted model, not a curated record. The coding region runs from base 199 to 2157 and encodes 652 amino acids.